Pseudovirgaria hyperparasitica is the source of this 885-nucleotide messenger RNA. RefSeq lists its product as uncharacterized. The coding region runs from base 220 to 807 and encodes 195 amino acids. The record is from RefSeq and is a predicted model, not a curated record. NCBI's taxonomy places the organism in Eukaryota, Fungi, Ascomycota, Dothideomycetes, Acrospermales, Acrospermaceae. The transcript has a single exon.
GAGGCUAAGCUUAGUCAUCUGUAGCUUGAAUCAUGGAGAGCCCAUUGAUCAGACUUAUAAUUAACCUCGUACUCACAUUUUCUAUAAGCUGUAAAAUGAAGGCAGACAUAAUACAUUUUCUGAUGGAUCAUUCAUUCUUGAGUUUCCAAUAUAAGAGUCCAGGAAAUGUUACAAGCAUUUUCAAAUCCGAAUUGAAACCUUGAACCACUAGAUACUGCUAUGCGCCUGCUGCAUCAAAGUCAAGUAUUCUCAGUGAUACAUAUGCUAAUCUUAUUUAGAUCCUCUUUUGGUUUGCUGGCACCACGAGUGAUUCCGGCAUGUCGGCAAAUCAAUUCGAGAAAUAUUCGGCAAAUGGCAGUCAUCCUCAGCAUUACAAAUUUCCAGGACCAAUCGCGCAAAUAUGAACACUGGAAGACGGAAAGUCAGAUAACCUCACCUGAGUUACGUUUCGUGACUUUAUUAUCCUCAGCGCCCGUAGCGCGCAGUAUGACCUCAGUUAUUAUUGGCCGGGGGCUAGUGGGGGGUAUAGGUGAUGUGAACGCACCAUACAUGCCGUUGCAGAAUUUCGGUCACAAAACGACAGUCUAUUGGCACAAUGAAGUAGCGGCAGCAUCCCAGGUGAUCGUAGUAGGACUGUCCUGCUCAGUCGCUCAGUCUAGCCUCUGUCUACGCUGGGCAGGUAAGGCGGAAGCUUAUGGAGAAACCGAGUUCCUAAUGACACUUCGCAUAGCACCAUGGCCAAAUGUGGCAUCUAGCCAAGUUCUAGGUGCGGUGACGAAGCGGUACGCACCGUACCGACUUUGUUAGGCUGAUGAUUCUUGACGCCACGAUGCGUUCGUUCCAUACAGAUAGGACGAAUCUUGCCGGAGGCUUUGCCGACACCCA